Cylicostephanus goldi is the source of this 183-nucleotide messenger RNA. The record is from the annotation of a GenBank genome assembly. Lineage: Eukaryota; Metazoa; Nematoda; Chromadorea; Rhabditida; Strongylidae.
AAACUUCGAUUAGCCGUUGGAACCAUGGGUCUCAAUGUCUACAUGGAUGUCCUUGAGAAGGAGCGGUCGAAUCAAGAGCUCAUCGCCAUCACUCUUGAAACACUGGUCGCCGUUCUCAGCAGUGAUGAUGAAAAUACCGAUGAUGAUGAGCUGGGAGAGCGAUUAGCAGAGGUUAGUGAUUAG